GGCUGCAGCAGCGCCAUUACCGCGCGCCGACACAACACGCAUGCGCGGUUGCCUCGCGAUUCCGCGCCAAAUUUCGGAUGACAAUUUAUAUCCUUCGUAAAUAAAAAAGCUUUUUCAAAUAAAAUUAAUGUUACCAAAUAGUUUUUUAAGUUAGUUGUGUUGUGCUUUAUACUUUAAAAAAAGGAGUUUGGAAAUAGCAAAAUGAAGUACAAGGUCAAGGACAUCGAUUCAGAGAGCCAACACUCCGCCGGCAUACCAGAUAAUAAACUCGAAGAGAAACUAGAGCGUACAGUACGAUGUUCAUCGGUGAUGAUUGGUGCGCUCGGGUUGUCAUUAAUCGCGUUGGCCAUUUACACCACGGUGUUGGUUCUUACCGAGUACAGGAGCCCACGGCCCUGCAUUAGCGAAGAGUGUGUUGGUACUGCCAACAGAAUACUUCAAGCCUUAAACAAAGAAGUGGACCCUUGCCAAGAUUUCUACGAAUUUGCCUGUGGCGGUUGGAUCGAGAAGAAUCCUGUACCUGACUGGGCGACAUCCUGGGACCAGCUGGCAAGGCUCCGGGAACGCCUGGUGACAGAUUUGAAAGACUUGUUGGAAGCUAAAGACGCUGAAGACCUGCCUCAGAGUGUGAGAAAAGCCAAGGUGUUGUACAGGACCUGCGUUGACAUUGACAAGUUAGAAGAGAAAGCGACCAAGCCCAUACAAAAUCUCCUGAAGAGACUAGGUCUUCCACCAAACCCCCCUGUCGAAGCCAGCGCCAAUUUCUCCUGGGAAGACGUAGCUGGUCGUGGGAGACGUAUGCUGGGGCUAAACGUGCUGCUCAGUGUCCAGGUUGCUGAGGAUGUCAGGAAUACUAGCAGAAAUCGGGUUGUGAUCGAACAAGUAUCGCCCGGGUUCAGCGAGCGCUACCUACUGCAGCCCGAACAGUUCGCACAUGAGCUUGAGCAGUACCACAAGUAUAUCAAACAGAUGAUUAUCAUCGCUGACCCCACCGCCAACGCGCAGAGCUUCGCUGACGACAUCAUCACCCUUAGCAAGAACCUCGCUAAGAUAAUGACUCCGGUCGAAGUAAGACGUAGCGGAACCCAUCUGUUUCACGAAGUCAGUGUUUCGCAGCUCAUAACGGGGUCUGGAGGAGGUCCUGCUCAAUGGAAAGAGCAUGAUUGGGAGAAAUACCUGACGCUGGUAUUCGCAAACACGAGCGUAACCCUGCAGCCGCAAACAGACCGUGUCAUCGUCAUGGACCUGCCCUAUCUACAGAAACUCGCAGUUCUUUUGUCCGAUACGAAACCUAUCUUGAUCGAACGAUUCCUUUGGUGGAGCGUCUUCUCUACCGUGGCUCCCAUGACUCUCAGUGCCUUCAGAGACUUGGGCUUUGAGUUCUCUAAAGCAGUGUUUGGUUUGCAACAACGGACUCCGAGAUGGAAAAGUUGUACUGCCAACGUUAACGCAAAUUUUGGAGUCGCCUUGAGCUAUCUUUAUGUCAAAAGACAUUUCGACCAGACUUCUAGAAAAAAGGCCAUAGAAAUGAUUGAAGACGUCCGAGAGGCCUUCGCCGCGGCAGUCGAUCAACUAGACUGGAUGGAUACCACCACUAGAGUCAAGACUCUUAACAAGCUUCGAGCCAUCAGGAACUUUGUCGGCUUCCCCUCCUGGUUGUUGACACACGACCAGCUCGAUAAGCAUUAUAAACACGCUGAAGUGGUGGAAGGAGAUUUGUUCGAGACGUACUUGAAACUAACCGGGUCGGCUGUCAAGAAGUCUUUUGACACCUUGCGAGAACAACCAGAUAGGAAUCGAUGGGUAGCCACAGCGACUACUGUAAACGCCUUCUAUUCAGCUACAUUAAAUUCAGUCACCUUCCCAGCUGGUAUACUCCAGCCACCUUUCUACGGAAACGGAAUUGAAGCAAUCAACUACGGAUCUAUUGGUGCCAUAAUGGGUCAUGAAGUCACCCACGGAUUUGAUGACCAAGGCCGCCGCUACGAUGAAGAGGGCAACUUGAAGCAGUGGUGGUCUGCCGCGACACUGGAGCACUACCAUGGCAAGGUCCAGUGCAUCAUCGACCAGUACAGCAAGUACCAUAUGCCGCAGCUACCCAACUACACCGUGCACGGGUUCAACACGCAGGGCGAGAACAUCGCCGACAACGGCGGGCUGCGCGCGGCGCUGAACGCGUACGCGCUGUUCGCGGGGCGCCACCCCGCCGCGCGCCGCGACGCGCUGCCCGGCCUGCCCACCUAUAAGCCCGAGCAGCUCUUCUUCUUGGGCUUCGCACAGAUAUGGUGCGGCAACUCAACAAUGGGGGCUUUAAAAUCCAAAAUAGUAGAAGGGGUGCAUAGCCCGAACAAAAUCAGAGUAAUUGGGACCUUGAGCAACUCCAAGGAGUUUGCAGAAGCUUGGCAAUGUCCAAAAGGAUCACCCAUGAACCCUGAACAUAAGUGCAUACUAUGGUGAUCGUCAUGUGAUGUUAGUUAUAAGAGAACCAAAGACAUUUAUUCUCUAGGUUACCUACAAGUUACCGCCUUAGGUUUAAGAUAAUGCAAACAUAUUUUUAUAUCGACUUAUAGUGAUGCACUCAACGUUACGGGCUCGCAUUUACACUAUUUUAUAAUUGUUUUAAUGAUAGGCUAUCUGUUUUAAGUAUAGCAAUGCAAAUUUUUGUGCUGUGUUAUGUAGAAAUAUUAAACGAAGUAAAGAGGAACGAACUCAAAAAAUUGCUACAAAUGGAAGCAUAAAAAAUGAA
This is a messenger RNA of Hyposmocoma kahamanoa, 2746 nucleotides long. Its product is annotated as neprilysin-4-like. The transcript is spliced from 17 exons. Gene Ontology annotation, molecular function: metalloendopeptidase activity. The coding region runs from base 202 to 2457 and encodes 751 amino acids. Lineage: Eukaryota; Metazoa; Arthropoda; Insecta; Lepidoptera; Cosmopterigidae. The record is from RefSeq and is a predicted model, not a curated record. Gene Ontology annotation, biological process: protein processing. Gene Ontology annotation, cellular component: plasma membrane.